Molecule: messenger RNA, 2165 nt
Organism: Chara braunii
Lineage: Eukaryota; Viridiplantae; Streptophyta; Charophyceae; Charales; Characeae
Source: the annotation of a GenBank genome assembly
CACGGUUUUCACCACGUCGCAGUCCGACCGGAAGACCGCCCCAAAAUCGCUUUUGUCCUCUUCGAGGGCACGUGGCAGUGAAUCCGGUGUCCCAUGGGAAUUUGCAACGCCCCCGCAACAUUCCAGCGGGCCAUGAAUAUGGCCUUCGCCAAGUUCGUUAACAAAACCCGUUUGACACAGCCGUUGAUAAAUUUUUGUGUGAUCGUGUACAUGGAUGACAUUUUGUUUUUUUCCAAAACCUAUGAGUACCAUGUGGAACAUGUCGAAUGGGUAUUGCAUGCGUUGAAAGAUGCGGGGUUCAAAGUGGCUCUGGAGAAAAGCGAGUUCUUUCUGUCCGAAAUUUCCUUUUUGGGCUACAUCGUCACGGUCGACGGACUGAAACCGGAUCCCAGGAAGGUAGCAGCGGUUCGAGAAGCCCCGGCCCCGGUCACGCUCACUCAGGUUCGAGCCUUCCUAGGGCUGGCCUCUUAUUAUCGAUGCUUCAUUCGGAGCUUUGCCUCCCUCUCCAAGCCGCUGGCUAACCUGCUGAAGAAGGAGGAGCAGCUGAUCUGGACGCCGGAAUGCGAGGCGGCUUUUCGGGCACUCAAGGAGGCUCUGACAUCGGCACCCGUGUUGGCGCGUCCCGACCCAACAAGACAGUUUGCGCUGCAUACCGACUGGCAGUCGCAGGUGAUAUUGGCGGUGCUGACUCAGCAAGGAACAGAUGGAAGGGAGCACGUCAUUGAGUAUGCAUCGAAAACGCUAAGUCAGGCGCAGUCAAAUUACGAGGUGUGCAAGGAUCGCUUGUUGCGGCAUCAGUUCAAUGAGGAGAGGCAGUUGCGAUACGACAUUCAGCAGGUGAACGUGCCAGCGCCCGGGGCUGCUGAUCUGGCGGCGUACUCGUUACUUUGUGAUCGGCUGACGUAUGCGGGGGUGUACGUGGACGUGACGCAGUUGCCUGGGCGGGAGACGACUCGAGUGUUCAUCGAGUUCCGCGCGCUCCAGGUGGCACCUAACUUCGUGCAUAGCGUCGCCACCUUCAUCGGAGAUUUGACGAUCCUGCCGCAGCCGAGUCGGGAGCUGGCGCGAAGCUUUGUGCGCGAAUACGCGGUGCAGGCGGCCAGAUCAGUGGCCAGAGUGCAAGGACGGGGAGGGCAUCGAUUCACAGCCCACGAAGCGCUACUGCGCAGGGCAGAGGACGGACCAAUUGCCGAGGAAGAGGAGAUCCAACCACGAUUGCGGACGGCGACUGCCCCGCGGAGAACGUACCACGCGGUCCUCAUCCCUGAUUACAUUGCGCAGCGCGAGGAGAGGUUGGAGGACUUCCCGGAGGAAAAGCCGUUGCGACCUCCCUCGUCGUAUCCCAGACCGGCACCGCCAAAGGCCCCCAAGAAGACGCCGAAGAGGAAGAGACGCCACCCGUCGCCAGGAGCGCAAGGCAGCAGAAUCGGUGGCGGCGAGGAGGUGGUUCAGCCUGUGCGUGCGCAGAAUCUUGACCUGGUGCCUGGGAGUGCAGCGACGCUGGUUAAGGAGACUGUCGUGCCAUCACCGCCCUUCCCGCGUGUGCCCGAUCUCAAUCUCAAUGGAGCCAGGCCAUCAGCCGCAGCAGCCGGAGGAGGAAGCCGAAUGGGAUUACCGGAUCCUGUAUCCAGAACCCCCGUCCUCGUGGGACCUUUCCGCUUCCGUCAGCCACCCCGGAGUGCCCCGGUCAUUGACAUUAGUAGUUCCUCCGAGCCGGACGGUCCAUCCGACCAAGCGCAACUGGCGGGGACGCUCAUCUAUGAGACCGGGCAGCGUCCCAAUGUGAUGUACCACUUCCUCGUCUUCGCGGCGCAGAAGCGGGAGCGGCGGCCCUACACUGAGACUCAUCUGGUGAUGACGGGUCCCGGACCCCGGUCGGUGCGCAAGCGGGUGGUGCGAGCGGUGGCGGAUCUGGCGCCACGUGUCCUGUCUCAUGUGCCAGGGGCCUUUCUCUAUCCCUCGUUCGUCCAGCACCGCUUCCAUGAGGAGGACGCGCCGACGACUCCCGCGGCAAUGGCCGCUUUCCUUCCACCUAUUCUGCCCCCUCUUAAUCCUGACAUCGAUCACUUGCUUUGAUCACCCUCGUCUACCUCUCCCCUCUUCUCUCCUUCUCCUUCUCUUCAUCGUCUUCUUCUCCUAUGCCCAAAGUUCGCACGUCGAGACGC